Molecule: messenger RNA, 2665 nt
Organism: Notothenia coriiceps (black rockcod)
Lineage: Eukaryota; Metazoa; Chordata; Actinopteri; Perciformes; Nototheniidae
Gene: prg4b
Product: proteoglycan 4b
Exons: 14
Coding region: 133-2643 (836 amino acids)
Source: RefSeq, a predicted model, not a curated record
UCAUCACACUUUUAAUUAGACCGGAUCCGCCAAUUAACAGGAAGUCAGCCGGUCCCUCUCAGCCUUUUAAAAGCAGCCGAGUCCAACCUCCAGCAGGACUCUGACAGAGGCUCACACAAGAUUUACUGAAGGAUGUCUUCUACUGUACUUUGUGCUGUUACUCUGCUGGCAUGUGCUUUGACAUUUGGCGCAGCUCAGACAAGCUGUAAAGGUCGCUGUGGUGCUGAGUACUACAGGGGUAACAUGUGCCAGUGUGAUUAUGGCUGCCUGGAGUAUGGAGAGUGCUGCAGAGACUAUGAAUCCCAAUGCACCACAAAAAACUCCUGUAAAGGACGGUGUGGCGAAGGCUUCAAAAGAGGCCGUCUGUGUAACUGCGACUCUGACUGUAUUAAAUUCAAACAGUGUUGUCCUGAUCGUAAUCUGCACUGUGAUGCAGACGAGCCGACUUUGAAUGAUGCAAGUGAUCCUUCUACAUUCAGUGAGGAAAACCAUGCAGAUGACAAUUCUAUUCCACUGGUCAGUCCAACAUCAAAUCCACAAGAUGAUCUUGGUGAUGAUAUGUACAACCAGAUUUUUCCCACUGAUGAGUUUUCCAACAAUGGAGUUGAGGACCCGGAGGCAGGUCCAGUCCCACAGAGCACCAGCAGCUAUGAGUUGUCCACAGCUGACGUGUUGGAUCAAAUAUCUACUGAACCCACCCAGGAUCCAGACCCUCUGCCGCUCAGCACAGAAGCAUUUACCACCUCCACUGAAACACAGACCACUCUCCCAGAUACUGAAAAAGAUGCCGAUUUCAACCCCUCCACCCUUAACCCCACUGAGAGCAAGGAUGCCAGUGAUGCAUCCACUGCUGGAACCACAACAGCAGCAGCGGUCUCCAGUCAGCCUCCUCCAACCACAGCGCCCCAAUCUGACCCUUCUCCUACAGCCGACACCCAAGAGCUCCAGGCAGAGGGACAGGCAGAGGUACAAACUGAGGAUGACAAUAUUCUAGGAGAAACGACUGUAGCCUACCCAGAGGACCCAGAAGUUACAACCCUAUCCACUGCCUCCUACACUCCUGUGGCUUCAGGAUCCACAGGACCCCCUCAGAGCUCCACCACAGUCCUGGAAGACUCUCAGGGCACCACCAUCUCUUCAGUAGCACUGGACCUGACACCCAUCACUGAGGCAACCCCCUCAAACCCUGGACCAGAUGAUGCUGAGAACACAGACAGUGUCCCAACAGACCCCACGUCUUCUCUGGCAGACCCUGACUCCAGCAGUGUUUCUCCAGAAGAGCCUGGGGACCUGCCAGAGCUUGAUACCCUGACCACCCAAACACCCUUGUUUACAGAAGCAGUGCAGGAUGACACAACAAAUGAAGAUGCAGCUAGAGUAACCACUGCUGAUCCGCUUGAUGUUACCCCAGACCCUACUGUCUAUCAGCUUGAUGUUACCCCAGACCCCACUGCUGAUCCGCUUGAUGUUACCCCAGACCCUACUGACGAUCUGCCUAAUGUCACCCCAGACCCCACUGCAGAUCUUCCUAAUGCUACCCCUGACCCUAAUGCCGAUCUUCCAAAUGCUACCCCUGACCUUAAUGCCGAUCGUCCUAAUGCUACCCCAGACCCUAAUGCCGAUCUUCCUAAUUCUACCCCAGACCCAACUGCCGAUCAACUUAAUGUAACCCCAGACCCUAAUGCCGAUCUUCCUAAUGCUACCCCAGACCCUACUGCCGAUCAGCUUGAUGUCACCCCAGACCCCACCAAAAACACUCCACUUGAAGCCACCCCGAAGCCCCAAGACAAACCAGCUCCAAACAAGCCAUCACAAACUAUACCAACGUCACCUAAACCCAGCUACAAUUCUGAGACUAAGCCUCUGAUCCCCACGCAAACCCUCACCAUAGACAAUCCUAAAGAGUACCAAGCAGAUGACAGCAAUGAUACAAAUCUGUGCAGCGGACGUCCGAUCGGCGCAGUCACUACACUGAGGAACGGCACCAUGGUCGUUUUCAGAGGACACUACUUCUGGCUUGUUGACAGAUACAUGGUGCCUAGUCCGGCUCAGAGUAUCACACAGGUGUGGGGGGUCCCUUCCCCCAUCGACACUGCGUUCACCCGCUGCAACUGCCAGGGAAAGACAUACAUUUUUAAGGGACCCCGGUACUGGCGAUUUGAAAAUGGUUUGUUGGACCCUCACUAUCCAAAGGUUGUUCAAGUGGGCUUUGAUGGGCUCCGUGGCCAAAUCACAGCGGCUCUGUCUGUCCCUCAGUACCAGAGCAGGAGAGAGUCCGUUUACUUCUUCAAAAGAGGGGGAACUGUGCAGAAAUAUUCCUACCAGUUGGGUGCCAGUCCAACAUGUGGCAGGAAGGUCAACAAUGCUGUUUACACAGUCCGCAGCAGAGUGGUCCGACAAGCAGUGUCUCUUUUAGGGCCUUCCAUCAAAAUCCGGACAUCAUGGAGAGGUUUCCCUUCGACCAUCACAGCUGCUGUGUCUGUCCCCAGCCGCACAGAACCGGAGGGAUACAAAUACCACGUCUUCUCCAGAUCCACGUCCUACACCGUGAGGAUGGGUGGGGAACUUCCCGUCGUUCCUGCGCCAACAGCCAAGGAGUCACCUCAGAAUAGAGAUUUCUUCAAAUGCCAAAAGAAAGUCUGAUGAAAGAUUUUGUUUUCCUAUA